Molecule: messenger RNA, 3720 nt
Organism: Salpingoeca rosetta
Lineage: Eukaryota; Choanoflagellata; Craspedida; Salpingoecidae
Exons: 7
Coding region: 353-3343 (996 amino acids)
Molecular function (GO): protein binding
Source: RefSeq, a predicted model, not a curated record
CCUUGGCUGGUUUUCAAAAUUUGGACGGCAGCCAGUGCGAGCGAGAACUUCACACCACACGACAACAAGCGAGCUUGGUUGUAUCUUGCAGGGACUGCGACCUUCGUCUUUGCCACCACCGCCACCAACCACUGCAAGCCACUGCAGCUGAUCGUCUCCAUCUUCCUGUGGUUGGUGAAGGGAUAGAUAACCUGGUCCCCAAGAAAGGAGGCAUCCGUGGCGCGCGCACUUUCACGCAUACACACACACACACAGACGAUACACCACGCACACACAGACACACGAACGUUAAAGCUACGGCACAACCACACACGCACAUUUUCAUACACACACACACACAGACAGAAAAAGGAUGAACGUGGAUGUGUUUGAGGACCCGGUCCUGUGCCGGCACUUUCACGGCCACAAGCAAGAUGUCACCAGCGUCGCCUUCAACCCCAACAUGAAACAGUUGGCUUCAGCAGGCCUGGAUAACACCAUCCUUGUCUGGGAUCUCCAGCAUCCCAAGAUUCGGGCGUGCAGGCUCAAUGGGCACCAGGAAGGUGUGCUUUCGGUGGAUUUCUCCAGCACGGGCCACCUGCUUGCCUCCGGCUCAAGAGAUCGCACCGUGCGCUUCUGGGUUCCAAAGCACACAUCGGGCGAGUCGACGUGCAUCAAAGUGCACAGCGGGAGCGUGCGCUCGGUGCAGUUUUCGCACGACUCCACGCAGCUGCUCACGUCCUCUGAUGACAAGCUCGUCAAACUCCACGACGUCCACCGACACAAGUUCAAGGUCUCCUUCAAAGGCCACACCAACUGGGUGCGCAGCGCUCGCCUGUCCUCUGAUGACCGCAUGAUUGUCUCUGGCAGCGAUGAUCGAACGGUGAAGCUGUGGGAUGUUGAUUCCCGGUCGCUGAUCCACACGUUCCACGAGAGCGCAGCGGUGAUCAACCAGGUGGACUUCCACCCAGACGGCACUUGCGUUGCUGCCGCGUGUGGUGAUGGCACCAUCAAGUUGUGGGACACGCGCACAAACAAGCUGCUGCAGCAUUACGCGCCGCAUGACACAAGCGCCACCUCCCUCUCCUUCCAUCCAUCCGGAAACUUCCUCCUCACGGGCUCUGAAGAUUCCACGCUCCGGAUUCUGAACCUGCGUGAGGGCCACCUGUUCUACACGCUGCACGGGCAGAAGGGGGCGGUGACAGACGUGUGUUUCUCUGUUGACGGGCGCCAGUUUGCGUCCGGCGGCCGCGACCACGCUGUUCUGCUCUGGGACACCAAGUUUGAUGAGGCAUUCAAGGCGGGCGCAGGGUCAGCGCCAGCACCAGCACCUGGCGUUGGCGGCGUGUACAACAGCACGUCCAUCCACACCGCGGGCGCAAAUGGCGCAACCCACCGCCACCGCCAGCGACACCAGUAUCAGCAGCAGUACCAGAGCCAACAACAGCAGUACCAAGGACAGCAGCAACAGGAGCCACCGCGCGGGACAGUUGUGCGGCGGUCACGCGAGCAGCAGAUGCGUGCAAGCAAAGGAGGCAAAAGCAAGGGUGGGCAGAAGAAGGGUCAGCAGGCACAACAACAACGACAGCAGCAGGAAGAGGGGCAGAGCCAGAAGCACAAGCAGAAGAAGCAGCGAAGGGAGCACGGGGACGUGCACAACGAGUGGAAGAGAAGACCCGGCCAGCCUGUCCAGUCUGUGAGCGCCACGACGCGCCACGCUCGGCCUGGCAAACCGGUGUCCUUCUCCCCGCAUCGCACGUCAAGAUCAGAUGACAGCGGCCCCUCGCCUGCAGACCUAAAUGCGUUUGGAACCGCAGGUGGGCGUGGCACCGGACACGUUGUCCGCUCCCCUGCGCAGGUGCGCGACAUGAUGGCUGGCGAUGCCGACAUUGUGGACGUGGCGCCCGCCCUGUUUUACGACGAUGGUUCACCAGGCGACAACGAGGGUCACGGGCGCAACGGGGGCCGAGCGGUGCCGCUGGAGCCGCUGAACAUGCCUUACGCAACAGCGUCCACGCUGGAGCACAUUGUGAACCAGUUGGACCUGCUCACCCAGACGGUGCACAUCCUAGAGCGCCGCAUGACCAUGGUGGAGAACAUGGUGGCUACUCCUGCUGCACCGGCACGUACCCAGCCGUCUGCGGCGAUGUCGGCUGGGUUGCCUGCAGGCACGGGCGGGUACGACGUGGAGAUUGCACCCGUGUAUCCAGGCAUGCGCGCAGCUCAGCCACAGCAGCAGCAGCAGCCGGCACGUGGUGAUGUUCCAUCUGGGUUUCUUCAAUCGUAUCCUCAGGCCGGCGGCUCAACACAACAACAACAGCAGCAGCAGCAGCAGCAGCAGCAGCAGCAGCAACAUUGGCAGAGGGAAAAGGAGAAGGAGAAGGUGGGCGUGUACGCGCGUGCCCCCGCGUAUGCCGAGCUUGAUCGGUACCCCUCUGCACUGGAAACCCAGCGGCUGCUGGGCGAACGGCGGGAGAAUGGCGAUGGUGGCGCGGGUCUGUUUGCGCAGGCACCGCCUUUGUCUGCUGCGUCCAGGCGGCAGUUUGACCACCUGUACAUGCACGCACGCAGCAGCGAUGAUGGCGAUGGCGCCGCCACAACAGCAACACGCACCACCCGAGAACAGCAGCAACAGCAGCAGCAGCAGCAGCAGCAGCAGCAGCGGCAACGUGUUGGUGGUGGGAUGGGCAGCCCAAGUGCACCGCCGCUUGGUGGAGGCCGCGACUUUGGGUCAGCCCUGCUGCGUCCUUCAAGCUCGCGAGCAGCAACAGCGCCCACUCACGCAAUGGGCACGGCCACGGUACCUCCAGCAGCAGCAACGACGACGACAACGACAACUACAGCGGCGACCGUAGGUGAUGCAGACACCAAGGGUACAGCGGGCGGCCUGUCGCAGGGGCGCGAGGUUCGCUUUGGCGAGGGCUUGCUGAGUGACAGCUUUGCCUUUGAAUCACACGAUCGCCUGCUGGGGCAGCUGAGUCGCCACUACCGCCACGACGCCACGGGUCACGCACCGCCGUCAUCGUCCUUAUCAGCAACAGGCACAACAGGCACAAGUGGCACUGGUGGUCUUGGCGGGCUGUUGCGGACGGGGCAGGAGCCGUUGUUUGGCGGGCCGUCUGACUAUGGCCGCGCACAGACAUCCUCAUCCCCUGCAAGCAAAGGCAGCCCUUCGCAUGCGCAUGUGCGUGGUGCUGCUGCCCUGAAUCGAGCUGGUCCUGGUCGGGGUGCUGCUGGCGAGGAUGGCGAUGGUGAUGAUGACGACGACGAUGACGACUACGCCAAUGUGGCGGGCUCACGCAACGGCAGCGGCUUUGUCGUUGAUGAUGGCGUUGGGGAUGUCUCUGGCGUUGCCCGCAGGUGAUAUGUGUAUGUCUGUGUGCGUGUGUGUGCAUGGUGCGCGAUGGAGUGCAUGCAUUGUGCAUGCGUUGAGUGUGUACGCGCGCGUGUGUGUGCAUAGAGUGCGUCACAAGUUUUGUUUCUUGUUUUUGUACUUUUGUCAAGUGGUCCAGACAGACCAGACCGCUUGACGUGUUGAGAACGAUGAUGGCUGGGGAUAUACCCCAGUUGCUGUUCCGUAGCGUGGUGCAGUGUUGCUUUCCCUUGUGCUGCGCGCAGUGUGUGCGUUUGAUUUUGAUAGCCGUGCAGGUCUUUUGUGUGUGUGUGUGUGUAUUGCGUGUGUGUGGGUGUGUGUGGAGUCGUUGUAUCAGAAAACGAGAGCUUGUGUAUGAAAGUUUGAGG